Molecule: messenger RNA, 1627 nt
Organism: Spinacia oleracea (spinach)
Lineage: Eukaryota; Viridiplantae; Streptophyta; Magnoliopsida; Caryophyllales; Amaranthaceae
Product: 2-alkenal reductase (NADP(+)-dependent)
Exons: 5
Coding region: 356-1393 (345 amino acids)
Molecular function (GO): 2-alkenal reductase [NAD(P)H] activity
Source: RefSeq, a predicted model, not a curated record
GGACCGUCUUUGUCAAUUUUUGUUUGUUCUUAUUGAUAUGUACGGAGUACUUCGUAUAACCGAGAGCACGGUGCUGUGAGGUGCUCCCGGUCGAGUAUACCUAAAACCAGUGGUGAAACUGCCUGAUGGCGAGAGAGAAGAAUGAUAGGUGCAGACCGUGCAGUGGUGGUCAAAGCAUCGAGAAUUGAAGAGGGGAGGAAAAAGAUAGCAUGGGGAAGAACCAAAGUAAAACACGAGGAACACCAAAUGUUAGCAAUACCGAUCCGUUCACACUUAUUUUCUCUAUCCUUUUAAAACCCCAACCCAGACAUAAUCCCCAUUACACAUUCAAACGAAAUAGCAAAGCAGAACAACAAUGGCGGGUGAAGAAGUCAGCAACAAACAAGUCAUCUUCAAAGACUACAUUGUUGGGUUUCCAAAAGAAUCAGACAUGGAACUCAUAACUUCCAAAAUUAUCCUGAAAGCUCCAGAAGAUUCCAAUGGGAUUCUUCUUAAGAAUCUCUACUUAUCGUGUGAUCCGUAUAUGAGGAGUCGUAUGACCAAGCAUGAUCGCCCAAAUUAUGUUGAAUCUUUUCUGCCUGGAUCGCCCAUGACAGGGUAUGGAAUAGCCAAAGUUCUGGAUUCCCGGCAUCCAAACUUCAAGGCAGGUGACCUUGUUUGGGGAGUUACUGGAUGGGAAGAAUAUAGCCUUAUUACAUCUCCAGAACUUUGCUUUAAAAUUGAGCAUACAGAUGUGCCUCUUUCCUAUUAUAUUGGGAUUCUCGGUAUGCUUGGCAUGACAGCCUAUGUUGGUUUGUACGAGAUAGGAGCUGCUAAGAAAGGAGAUCGUGUCUUUGUCUCUGCUGCGUUUGGUGGUGUUGGGCAACUGGUUGGACAACUUGCAAAAUUGAGUGGUUGCUACGUUGUUGGAAGUGCUGGUAGCAAAGAAAAGGUUGAUUUGUUAAAAAACAAAUUUGGGUAUGAUGAAGCAUUCAAUUACAAGGAAGAGGAAGACUUGGAUGCCGCCUUGAGGAGGUAUUUUCCGGAGGGCAUAGACAUAUAUUUUGAGAAUGUUGGAGGGAAGAUGCUUGAGGCUGUUCUAUCGAACAUGAGACCCCACGGCAGAAUCCCAGUUUGCGGAAUGAUCUCACAGUACAAUCUGGAACAACAAGAGGGUGUUCACAAUUUGUUCAAUCUUAUCUCUAAGAGAAUCCAUAUUGAAGGAUUCAUAGUAUUCGAUUACCAUCAUCUGUACCCAAAGUACCUGGAUAUGAUGCUAGCACACAUCAGGGAGGGUACAAUAUCUUAUGUUGAAGAUGUUGCUCAAGGUUUAGAAAGUGCUCCUUCAGCUUUGGUCGGGAUCUUCUCUGGCCGUAAUGUUGGGAAGCAACUUGUAGUAGUUGCUCGCGUGUAAGCUUGACUGAUGUUGUGUGUUGAGACUUGAGAGUAGCAUUGUUUGCUUUCUAUUCUUGAUAGGUGAUUGGCCGAUUCUUAUGUUUGUAUUUCGUAUUGGGAAAUUCUCAUCGGUAAUUUUUUUUUUUUUCUUUACACAUUUGAAUGGGUAAUAAUAAAAUGAAAAUUUUCAUAAUUACCACCUUGUAAAAUCCACUUUUUAAAACUUAUCACUUUAUAAAAUUUUAUUUAUAAA